Juglans regia (Persian walnut) is the source of this 1451-nucleotide messenger RNA. Its product is annotated as secretory carrier-associated membrane protein 1. Bases 169 to 1083 code for a protein of 304 amino acids. The transcript is spliced from 13 exons. Gene Ontology annotation, cellular component: trans-Golgi network membrane; recycling endosome membrane. The record is from RefSeq and is a predicted model, not a curated record. Lineage: Eukaryota; Viridiplantae; Streptophyta; Magnoliopsida; Fagales; Juglandaceae. Gene Ontology annotation, biological process: protein transport.
UCAUUAAAUUUAAAAAAAAAAAAUAAAAUUCGGAGAGUAGUGUUUCUCAAACAAAAGUCUGUACAUUCCUUCGAUUCCCACGCUCUCAUUCUUGUUACUAAGCAGCCCCAGGAGGACACUGAUUUCUCCGAUUCAGAUCUCGUUGUUAUUGGAGAUCCGACCCGGACAAUGAGUCGCUACGAUUCCAAUCCCUUCGACGAAGAAGAGGUCAAUCCGUUCGCGGAUUCGGCGGCUCGGGGGAAGCGAUCAGGGCAAUCAAACCAUGGCGGAGGUUCAUUUUAUAUAACAAAUCCUGGAAGUGUUCCUCCCGCAACCUCAGGGCUUUCACCCCUGCCUCCUGAACCUUAUGACCGUGGUGCUACAAUUGAUAUUCCUCUUGAUAAUGCAAAGGAUUUGAAAUCAAAGGAGAAGGAGCUCCAGUCUAAAGAAGCCGAGUUGAAAAAGAGAGAACAGGAACUAAAGCGGAGGGAAGAUGCUAUAGCAAGAGCGGGAAUUGUUAUAGAGGAGAAAAAUUGGCCCCCAUUUUUUCCUCUUAUCCAUCAUGACAUUGCAAAUGAAAUACCUAUCCAUCUACAAAGAACUCAGUAUGUUGCUUUCACAACAUAUUUGGGUUUGGUUGUGUGUCUCUUGUGGAAUAUUGUGGCAGUUACGACCGCUUGGAUAAAAGGGGAAGGUCCAACAAUUUGGUUUCUUGCUAUCAUCUACUUCAUAUCAGGGGUUCCUGGAGCAUAUGUGUUAUGGUAUCGGCCUCUUUAUCGUGCUAUGAGGACCGAUAGUGCUCUGAAGUUUGGUUGGUUUUUUCUGUCUUACGUGGUACACAUUGCGUUUUGCAUCUUUGCUGCAGUUGCUCCUCCCAUUAUUUUCAAAGGGAAAUCCCUCACAGGUAUUUUGCCUGCAAUUGACGUGUUAAGCGGGCAUGCUUUGGUGGGGAUAUUCUACUUUAUUGGAUUUGCAUUUUUUUGCCUUGAAUCAUUGCUCAGUAUCUGGGUUAUUCAGCAAGUUUACAUGUAUUUCCGAGGCAGUGGCAAGGCUGCUGAGAUGAAGAGGGAUGCAGCAAGAGGGACCAUGAUGGCAGCACUAUGACCUUGAACAUAUUGAACCGAGAUGUUAUUUGCGAUUUGAUCUCGCCUGACUUGCCCAAAGAGUUCGAUAUCUUAAAUCGUUCGUUCCUCGCCGGUUCUUGGCUUGCUUUGCAGUCACACCUCUUGAUGUAUUUCCUUCUGUAUUUAUGUUUUGCUAAUUCAAUGAAUGUAGAUUAGCUGAAACACAUUGUUACUGUUGUAUUUUGGGUUCUACCGGUCCGGUACUAUAUACUUGUUGAGAAAUUGAGUCAUUAGAUUGUAUUAAUAGUAGCAGCAUGUUAUCCCACCAAAGUCAUUGACGGACUUCAAAGGAAUCAGAUGUCGAGUUGCCCACAUCAACAUUAAUUUACAUGAUCAAGUCGUGCCUCA